AUGCCACCUACUAGAAAAUACGUUUCUGGAUAUACAAAACGUCUUAGAAAAAGAAAAAUCGAGGAAUUGACUCAAUCUCAAAGAGGAGCUCUUGAUAGAUUCAUUGUUAGAGAAUCACAUGCUACAAUUGAUGAAAGUAUUUUCAAUGAACAAGAACAAGAUGAUGUUGAGGAAUUGCAAGAUAUUGAAAACAAUAUGGAUGAAUGUGAGGGUAAUGUUGAGCAGAAUGAGAAUGAUGACAAUGAAAAUGCUGAUAUUGAUGAUCAUAAUGAAGAUGUUGAAGAUGUAGACAUAGAAAAUCAUAACAAUGAGAACAUCACUGAUUUAUUCAAUGAAGAACCAAGCCAGUCCAUUCCAUUGGAUAUUUAUGAUCCAAGAAAUUGGGAUAAUAUUGAUCCCAAAUUCCGUGACCUAUUAGUGGAAAAAGGUCCUAUAAGAGAUCUAUUAAUAGGAAAAGGUCCUAAAGAUCAUUUACAUAGGCGUUUCUCUUCAACAUUUUACACUCGUUAUUUGCCAAAUGGAGAGCAACAUGAUAGAGAUUGGCUAAUAAAGAAGUUUUUCAAAAUUAAAAUUGUUAAAAUCAUACUUGCGAUCAACUAUGUCGCAAGAAAGAUUAAAUGGACUAGCUUUGAUUUCAAUUGA
Prunus dulcis (almond) is the source of this 642-nucleotide messenger RNA. Its product is annotated as zinc finger MYM-type protein 5-like. Bases 1 to 642 code for a protein of 213 amino acids. The record is from RefSeq and is a predicted model, not a curated record. The transcript is spliced from 2 exons. NCBI's taxonomy places the organism in Eukaryota, Viridiplantae, Streptophyta, Magnoliopsida, Rosales, Rosaceae.